Messenger RNA from Haliotis rubra (blacklip abalone), 753 nucleotides. RefSeq lists its product as uncharacterized. The transcript has 2 exons. The record is from RefSeq and is a predicted model, not a curated record. The coding region runs from base 1 to 753 and encodes 250 amino acids. Lineage: Eukaryota; Metazoa; Mollusca; Gastropoda; Lepetellida; Haliotidae.
AUGUACAUGAGACAUCCACAGGAGACACGUACAGGAGACAUCCACGGGAGACAUGUACAGGAGACAUCCACAGGAGACAUCUACAGAAGACAUGUACAGGAGACAUCUACAGGAGACAUCCACAGGAGGCAUCCACUUGAGGCAUCAACAGGAGACAUCCACAGGAGACAUCCACAGGAGACAUGUACAGGAGACAUCCACAGGAGGCAUCCACUGGAGGCAUCAACAGGAGACAUCCACAGGAGGCAUCUAACAGGAGACAUCCACAGGAGGCAUCUACAUGACUCAUCGCUCACGCGGGAGGACAGCACAUCCACAGUAGACAUCCACAGUAGACAUCCACAGGAGACAUCUACAGGACUAGUGGAAACAGGAGACAUCCACAGUAGACAUCCACAGGAGACAUGUACAGGAGCCAUCCACAGGAGACAUGUACAGGGGACAUGUACAGGAGACAUCCACAGGAGACACGUACAGGAGACAUCCACGGGAGACAUGUACAGGAGACAUCCACAGGAGACAUCUACAGAAGACAUGUACAGGAGACAUCUACAGGAGACAUCCACAGGAGGCAUCCACUUGAGGCAUCAACAGGAGACAUCCACAGGAGACAUCCACAGGAGACAUCCACAGGAGACAUGUACAGGAGACAUCCACAGGAGGCAUCCACUGGAGGCAUCAACAGGAGACAUCCACAGGAGGCAUCUACAGGAGGCAUCUAACAGGAGACAUCCACAGGAGGCAUCUACAUGA